This is a messenger RNA of Phacochoerus africanus (Common warthog), 2103 nucleotides long. RefSeq names its product tetratricopeptide repeat domain 23 (gene TTC23). NCBI's taxonomy places the organism in Eukaryota, Metazoa, Chordata, Mammalia, Artiodactyla, Suidae. The record is from RefSeq and is a predicted model, not a curated record. Gene Ontology annotation, molecular function: protein binding.
AUUUUGUGAGAUACCAGAUUGCUUUACGGGAAAAGACUGUUCCAAUUUAGUCUGGAACUGCCCUAUUUUUAGACUCUUUCAUGGUUAUCAAUCCUUACAAAAAAUCACCAAACCGAUGCAGCGUGGACCAAUCUGGAAAAUCAGGCUGCCGAGUCAAGAGUGUAAUUCAAUGGAAAAAGAAACGGACAACCUCUCAAGGCACACAGGGAGAUAAUGUAUAUAAAAAUAUGCAAGAAUCACAAGAAACCCACAUAUCCAACCACCUGGAUGAAAUCGUUGCUGCCGUCAGCAUAACACCUAGAGAGAAGCUCCAGAACAAGCUGCCUCAAACAGUACUGUUCCAGCCUCCUCGAGAGAAACUCCACUUCUGUGAAGAGAAAGCGAGGUCCUAUGCCAGCAGUCACGAGUAUAAACAGGCUCUCCAGGAGCUUGUGCGCUGUGUGGCACUGACGAGGAUCUGCUACGGUGACUCGCAUUGGAAACUGGCUGAGGCACACAUUAACCUGGCUCAGGGCUACCUCCAGCUCUCAGGACUGUCACUGCAAGCGAAACAACAUGCAGAAAAAGCCAAAGAAAUACUCACCAACUUCAUCAUGCCUGCCUACAGUGACAAUACAGAUGUUUUCAAGUGUUCGGUUGAGCUGUUCCAUACCAUGGGGAGAGCCUUACUCUCCCUUCAAAAAUUUAAGGAAGCUUCAGAAAAUUUGACAAAAGCCGAGAGGAUUUCGAAAGAGCUGCUGCAGUGUGGAAGGAUUAUAAAGGAAGAAUGGAUGGAAAUUCAAGCGCGGAUCAAAUUGUCAUUUGCACAGGUAUACCAAGGUCAGAAAAAAUCAAAAGAAGCUCUGCCCCACUACCAAGAGGCAUUAGAAUAUAUUAAGAUCAGUAAAGGUGAAAAGAGUCUUGAGUGUGUACCAAUAUUGAGGGAACUGGCAGGUGUAGAACAAGCCCUGGGAUUUCACGAAGCGUCCAUCAACCACUUUUUACAGGCACACCUCAUCAUCCUGGGCAGAAACCCCUCUCAGGAGGACGCAGCCAUCUCUGCACACUCUGUUGCCCAUGCUGCCAUCGUUUCUGGGAGACCUGAGCACCACGAUGUGGCCAAGCAGUAUUUUCAGGAGAGCCUAGCUCAUCUUAAGGAUGCCAAAGGGAUGGGAAAAGCCAAAUUUCUUUCCAUUCAAGACGAUUAUUGCCAUUUUCUACAAGUCACUGGGCAAAAAGAGAGAGCCACCUCGAUCCUGAGAGAGUCCCUGGAGGCUAAAGUGGCAGUGUUUGGUGAUCUCAGUCCUGAGGUGGCAGAGACAUACCUGCUCCUGAGUGGGGCCGACCUGGCACAAGGGAACCAGAGCGGGACCGACAAGAAAUUGAAGAAGUUGUCCUGGAGAAAGAUGAUGAUAGCUUGCUCCAAGACAGUGGCCAGGGGAUGGAGCAAAAUCAUGGGGGAGACGAGGGAUGUCGAUAAGGAUAUAGAACCCACAGCACCUGGCAACUCAGAGGGCCCCGAGGUGGCUGGAAAGCCAAGGCAGCCUCCUAAGCACAGACCAGCCUUCCGCAAGGGCGAGCUGCAGCACGGUGCUGGGGACAGCCAGGCCUGAGGCGCAGGCUUGGGCCACCCCACCCUCAGAAAGCUUUGGUCAUGCUUAGGGCUUUGGAUGCUUAGGGCAUGGUGUCAACCCCUCUCCAACUAUUAGAUGGAAUUCAGCAGUCACUGUUCAGAAUCUCAGGGCUGACCGCUCCAAAUGCAACAGCGAUGUCAUACAUCUCCCACAGGCCAGAUUUUGACAGUGGAGUUCUUCCCAGUGAUCUGGUGCUUCUAUAAAGCUUUUCUCUUUUUACCACCUUAGUGGUUUUUCUUGCCAACUAAAAUGUUUACCCGUCAGCACCACUGUGGAUGAAAGGCUUCCCUUCAAAAGUUCAAAACUUCCUGUGCAGAAAAAUAGACUCAACAUCUGAUGAUAUAUGUACUGCAUAGGCCCUUGUGCAGGUCUGGAGUCAGAUUUGGAACAGUAAGAUUCUGGGAAAAGCCCUCUCUCAUAGGAAGAUAAUGGGGAUUGAGAAUAAAAUGCUAAUAAAUGGAAAUGUGGAAGGGCUGGGGCCAAUCGUGUU